CCUUAGGUUGCCGGUUAUAGUGAAGGAAGCUGUCUUGUUUGAACCAGAAAAAAGCCAAGGACUCAACCAAAGACCGGUAUUUGUUAUGUACUUUGUUCAACGCAGUUGCUAAGCCGGUCAGUCUUUUCUCUCUACUGUUGAUUGAGAAAUGUGUGUUCUUUUGAUGCAAUGUUUUCGGUUUUGUUUAUAUUCAAAAAAAGCUUUGUACUUUAUGUCUUUUUCUCAUGUAAAUUUUGCUGGGCUUUCCUUUUUAUGUUAAUUCGUAUAGUUUUUUUUUCUUUCUAAACUAUGUUGUUUUCUUGUCUUCUUUUUAUGCUAUGAUUAUUUAUGGGAACCCUGGUGUGGUUAAGGUCAUGGGUUUUAGAGCUUUGGUUUGAGUUUUUGCUUUGUUAGGUUUAGUUUUUUUAUGCUAUGUCUAAAUUUUGGUCAUGGAUCUGCAAACAGAAUUUGAAAAGAUUAUUGGGAUUUAAUCAAGUUGUCUGAAAUUCAUAGCUGCUGGAAAUUUUCAGUUUAUGGAGAGUGUCAACAUUCAACAAGGUUGUCAUUUCUUGAGAAGCUGAUGUUAGAACUUGCUUGCUAUUUCGACAACUGAUCUCAUGUCUGGUCUGAGUACUCUCUGCAAAUUAAUGGAUUAGAUUAGAAAACUGAGAAGAAAAUCCGAUAAUUCAGUAUUAGUUUGGUAUAAUUAUAGUUUUCCUUGCCCCUAAUUGGCAUGGAAAUCGCCACUGUUGAGAACAUCCACCUCCCUGCAGUCGGAUUCCGCAACUGUUACAAGGUUGCAAGCCUUACGAAGACAAUUUUAGACACGAUACAAAUAUCGAACCUAAGAGACCGGUAUGUCCUCGGAGGACAAUUAGGAUGGGGACAAUUUGGCGUAAUUAGAGUCUGCUCCGAUAAAUUAACCGGCCAGGUUUUGGCUUGUAAAUCCAUUGCUAAAGAUAGAUUGGUCACACUAGACGAUUUCUGCAGCAUCAAGCUUGAGAUUGAAAUAAUGACUAAGUUAUCAGGGCACCCGAAUGUUGUGGACUUGAAAGCAGUUUAUGAAGAUGAGGACUUCGUGCAUUUGGUCAUGGAGUUAUGUGCAGGAGGGGAACUUUUCCAUCGGCUCGAGAAAUACGGAAGGUUUUCAGAGUCCGAGGCUCGUGUUCUUUUCAAGCACUUGAUGCAAGUAGUCAAGUACUGUCACGACAAUGGCAUCGUUCAUAGGGAUCUGAAACCGGAAAACAUUCUCUUAGCAACUAAAUCCUCGUCCUCUCCGAUUAAACUUGCAGAUUUUGGCCUUGCAACUUAUAUAAAACAGGGGGAAAAUUUGCAUGGAACUGUAGGGAGCCCAUUUUAUAUAGCACCAGAGGUUUUAACAGGGGGAUAUGAUGAAGCAGCGGAUGUGUGGAGUGCUGGGGUUAUAUUGUAUAUUCUUUUAAGUGGAAUGCCUCCUUUUGGGGGAAAGACUAAAUCAAAGAUAUUUGAUGCUGUUAGGGCGGCUGAGCUAAGGUUCCCCAUUGAUCCCUGGGAUCACAUCUCUUUAUCUGCCAGGGAUUUGGUCACUGGUAUGCUUUGUGUUGAUCCUUCUAAGAGGCUCACUUCUGCACAGGUUCUAGAGCAUCCAUGGGUUGAGGAUUGCAGACAAGUGGGUAAAGAAGCAGAUCAGCAAAACAACCCUGCUUGCCGAGAGCUUGAAGUGGGAGGAAGUUCUUUCUCAACACUCUUCAUCAAAAGAAAUCAAGAUUAUAGCUUUAGCGAUGGAUCACUAGUAUCUUUUAAUGGUCAACCUGGAACCCCUGCAUUGACCUGCAAAUCAUCGUUAUCUUGUUUCUUAGUUGAAAAUGGCAGUCCUUGUUCCGAAUCUGAAGGAUUUUCAUUUACAAGCUGUUGUGAAUCCACUGCAGCAGAGUUCUCAUCUCCAAUUCCGUCAAUGCCAAGUUUUACUUUCUUCAGUACAAUAUCUGCUAUUGAACCACUAAAUGUUUCGGUGGCAAAUAAAGCCGAGACAUCGGAGAUGAGUGCCGAAUACAGAGAAUCAAACUUAGUAAAGCUGUCUAUGUUGCCGGAUUCUUUGGUUCCAGUAUCUGUUAGGGGAGGACCUAACGGAUCCCGGCUUGCAGGCAUUCAUAGUAAACGGAACCACACAAUCAGUCUCGGUGAGAUCAAUCACUUCGAUCUCGAGGUGAACGAGUCGGUAAUCCGUUGGGCAUCCUGUACGCAUAUUCCUAGAGCCCCAUCACUUAGAUUAUCACUAGUCUGCUAGAAAGUGUUCAUACCAAGAUUGACCAUAUUGCUGGGCCGAAUGGAGUAAAUAGAACGAGAAAAUAGAGAAAGAAUUGCAGACACUGACAUUCGAAUUCUCUGAGAUAGGUACAAGAGAAAUCCGAGUUUAGAAGAAUUUUGUUUGCUUAAGCCUGUUGUGUUGAGUGAUGAUUCUUUUUUGAAUUUGUAAGUGAUUUUCAUAUGUACAGUCACAAAUUGUAAUAUUAUCCUGCUUAAUCAUCUCUAACAAGGUGCACUGUAACAUUGAGAGAAACAAUUUUGAUGCCUUGAUUGUAUGUAAAAUUGUAAAUUUCCAAAAAUGAUUAACGACUGCCCUUACAGCACUUUGCAAGAUUAGUUUUACAGUAAUGGAUAACUUUAUUCAACAAAAAACCAGGUAAUUUACUAUCUGUUUACAGAUAUGCUACACCCUACAGAAGUAGUAGGUCUAUAAUGCAGUGGGGUUUCAGUAAGGAAAUCAUAAAGAAAAUUGCAGAAUAGUUUGCACCUUUUUUAAAGCUUUCAGACGAGGGGCUUUUUCUCUUCAUCUUCAAGUUCUACACUUUCCACUUCUUCAGAAGAGGUUUCCCGAUGAUGCCUCGCAUUUACAUUUGAUGUUGGAAUCCAGGGUGCUGGUUUACUAUCCGGCAACAUCUUUAAUAUGAUUCCCAUGGCUA
Gossypium arboreum is the source of this 2921-nucleotide messenger RNA. Its product is annotated as calcium-dependent protein kinase 34. Bases 713 to 2245 code for a protein of 510 amino acids. Gene Ontology annotation, molecular function: calcium-dependent protein serine/threonine kinase activity; calmodulin binding; ATP binding. Gene Ontology annotation, biological process: peptidyl-serine phosphorylation; protein autophosphorylation; intracellular signal transduction. Lineage: Eukaryota; Viridiplantae; Streptophyta; Magnoliopsida; Malvales; Malvaceae. Gene Ontology annotation, cellular component: cytoplasm; nucleus. The record is from RefSeq and is a predicted model, not a curated record. The transcript has 4 exons.